UUCUUGCCCCGUAGUAACACUUCUCGUAAGCAUCAUUUACUCGAACAUGGCUGGGCGUCUUGCUGGACUUGUUCGGACUCUGCUCCGAAGUCACCAGGGAGUCCUGUCUCCCCAGUACUAUUCUGCAUCUCAAGCCAUAGCCUUUUCGCAUGUGAGGGCUAUCACCUCCACGGCCAGACUCCACGACACCAAAUUCAGCUCCGGAGAUGCAGAGGACACUCUGACUGUAAAUUUCAUCAACCGUGAUGGUGAGAAGCUGACAGCAACAGCCAAGGAAGGAGAGAGUCUGCUGGAAGUAGUGAUUCGUCACCACUUAAAUAUAGAUGGCUUUGGUGCCUGUGAAGGGACUCUUGCUUGCUCCACUUGCCACCUCAUAUUUGACCAGCAGGUUUUUGAGAAGUUGGACCCCAUUUCAGAUGAAGAGAUGGAUAUGCUGGAUUUGGCUUUUGGACUCACUGACACGUCUCGUCUUGGCUGUCAGGUUUGUAUGAAUAAGUCCUUGGACGGCAUAACAGUUCGGGUUCCAAAAGAUAUAUCAGAUAUAAGGAAAGAUGUUGAAGUUUUGAAGCAGAGCAAACAAUGACAUUCCCAUUAGACCAGCUUUCAGUGCUAUAUGGUCAUAGAUAUUAUAUGUGGCACUGAAAGUGAGAACAUUAUCUGUACAAUGUAGGGGACAGCAUGACACCACAAUGUUUUGAAGGUGUACUACAUUUUGUUUAUAGUGCUCCCGCAGAUUCCUUAGUGCUAUAACAAUAGGUGAGAAUUAACAGUAUCAUUAAAAUUAACAGAACUGACAAUAUUGUUAAAACACAUUAAGUAAUCCUUAUACAGAAAGGGAAGGGCCCUGCUCUGGCAAGCUUUCAAUCUAUUUGAUGUAACACAUUAUCCUAAUUAAUGAUGUGUGAUAGAUUCAGACACACAGCAUAGGUGCGGUUGUCUCAAUAUUACCUGUGUGGAAACAAUAACUGUGUCAUGAGUAAUGUUUUUAUUCUUUUUCCUUACCACUGCAUUGGACUGGACCUGGUUCAGUUUUACCUAUGGUUAGCCCAGUCAUAAACAAUGUAGUCGUCAAUAUGUUCAAUGUAGGAUGUGUGGGGUUCUAGGAGACUUUUGACCUGUAAAGUAAACCCACCUUGACAAUAGACAUCUAUUUUUGGUCCCAAUGAUUUCUCUUAUGUUUUUAACCGAUUCCAGCCAUUAACCUUACAAUAUGUUAAAAGAAAAAAAUACUAUCAUGACUCCCCAUCUCUAAUAAAGCCUCUU
Messenger RNA from Spea bombifrons (plains spadefoot toad), 1263 nucleotides. RefSeq names its product adrenodoxin-like. Lineage: Eukaryota; Metazoa; Chordata; Amphibia; Anura; Pelobatidae. Gene Ontology annotation, cellular component: mitochondrion. Bases 47 to 583 code for a protein of 178 amino acids. The transcript has 5 exons. The record is from RefSeq and is a predicted model, not a curated record. Gene Ontology annotation, biological process: P450-containing electron transport chain; positive regulation of oxidoreductase activity. Gene Ontology annotation, molecular function: 2 iron, 2 sulfur cluster binding.